Molecule: messenger RNA, 1890 nt
Organism: Cornus florida
Lineage: Eukaryota; Viridiplantae; Streptophyta; Magnoliopsida; Cornales; Cornaceae
Product: purple acid phosphatase
Exons: 8
Coding region: 408-1814 (468 amino acids)
Molecular function (GO): acid phosphatase activity; metal ion binding
Source: RefSeq, a predicted model, not a curated record
GAAAGGGCAAGUCCAUACUGUGGACGCUCCCGGUGACCUUGUGCCCUCAAAACUGCGAACUCAUCAUGAAAGCGCCCUCAUUGUCAUUGUCUUGCCCUACUGGAAUUUAUCCGCUUCUUUUCCCCUUGUUCGAGUCAAACGAUGGGUGGCUUCUGAAGUCAACUUCUACUUUAAUUAUAUAUAUAUAUAUAUAUAUAUAUAUAUAUAUAUAUAUAUUCACGGUUAUUCUAAAACAUUGUAGAAGAAACCCAAUCCUACUAGCUGUUGGAGUUCGAUGCCGUUGACAAUUUUAUUGCAUAUUCCUAUAAGUUUUUGAAUAUUCCCCUUAUUUCUAGGCAAAUAUAAUUCGUGUAUAACUUAUAUGUAAUAGGGUGUGCAUAGGUUAAGCGAGGUCGGGGGUGGAUAACAUGGGCGAGCUCGGAUUUUCCUGGUCUGUUCUUGCUGUUCUGGGUUUGGUGCUGCACGCAGCAGUGUUGUGUAAUGGAGGAAUCACAAGCACUUUUGUCAGGAAAGUUGAGAAAACUAUUGAUAUGCCCCUCGACAGUGAUGUCUUCGAAGUGCCUCCUGGCUAUAAUGCGCCUCAACAGGUUCAUAUAACCCAAGGAGAUCUUCUGGGAAAGGGGAUUAUUGUGUCAUGGGUCACUAUGGAAGAACCUGGGUCAAGUACAGUUGUGUACUGGAGUGAAAAUAGCAAUCAAAAGAAAAUGGCAAAGGGCAAAUUAGUUACCUACAAAUUCUAUACUUAUACUUCUGGAUACAUUCAUCACUGCACCAUUAACAACUUGAAGUAUAACACCAAAUAUUACUAUGAAGUUGGGAUUGGGCAUACAGCGCGGACUUUCUGGUUUACAACUCCUCCUGAGGUUGGCCCGGAUGUUCCAUAUACGUUUGGUCUCAUAGGGGAUCUUGGUCAAAGUUAUGAUUCAAACAAGACACUUACUCAUUAUGAAUUAAAUCCAACUAAAGGGAAAACGGUGCUCUUUGUUGGGGACCUCUCUUACGCGGAUAACUAUCCGAAUCAUGAUAAUGUUAGGUGGGAUACAUGGGGACGGUUUUUGGAGAGAAGUGCUGCCUAUCAACCUUGGAUAUGGACUGCAGGAAAUCACGAGAUUGAUUUUGACCCUGAAAUUGGUGAAACUGAACCCUUCAAGCCCUAUACUCACAGGUAUCAUGUACCUUAUAAAGCAUCAAACAGCACGGCUCCCUUUUGGUACUCAAUCAAGAGGGCUUCAGCAUACAUAAUUGUCUUGUCUUCUUAUUCGGCGUACGGCAAAUACACUCCUCAAUACAAAUGGCUUGAGAAGGAGUUCCCAAAAGUAAACAGGAGUGAGACACCAUGGUUGAUCGUUUUAAUGCAUUCCCCAUGGUACAACAGCUACAACUAUCAUUACAUGGAAGGGGAAACCAUGAGAGUUAUGUAUGAGCCAUGGUUUGUACAAUACAAAGUAGACAUUGUGUUUGCCGGUCAUGUUCACGCAUAUGAACGAUCGGAACGUGUAUCCAACGUUGCUUACAACGUUGUAAAUGGCAUUUGUAGUCCUGUAAGUGAUCAAUCUGCGCCCGUGUACAUUACCAUUGGUGAUGGUGGAAAUCUUGAAGGCUUGGCAACCAACAUGACGGAGCCACAGCCAAAAUACUCAGCUUUCCGUGAGGCUAGUUUCGGUCAUGCCAUUUUCGAUAUUAAAAACCGAACUCAUUCUUACUAUAGUUGGCAUCGCAAUCAAGAUGGUUAUGCUGUAGAAGCUGAUUCCUUGUGGUUUUUCAACCGAUAUUGGCAUCCAGUUGACGAUUCUACAAGCGCCCAUUCUAAAUGAUACAAAGUUUUUUUUGUUAUGGAAUCGGGAAUAAAUAAUCCAAUUUAAAGUCAAUAAAGAUUUCUAACUUCUCUUC